AUAGUUUUAGCAUAUUUAAAAAAAAAACUGUUUUUUUUUAAAAAAAAAAAUAGAUCCUUUUUUUGAAAAAUUAGAUUUAGGUCAAAAUUUUCUUUUUAAUAAUUGAGCACUCCGCUGUUAUUAUUUUAUUAUUUGGUAAAACAAAAUGCGGACUUGUUAUUAUGAACUUCUUGAAGUAGAUCGAAUAGCAUCUGGAGAAGAGAUAAAAAAGGCAUACCGUAAGAAAGCUUUAGAAUGGCAUCCUGAUAAAAAUUACUAUAGGGUUGACGAGGCUACAAAAAAAUUUGCUCUUAUUCAAGAAGCUUACGAUGUUUUAUCUGACCCUCACGAACGUGAAUGGUAUGAUGGUCAUCGAGACGCCAUUCUAAGAGAAGAUGAUGAUAUUUAUGAACUCGAUGAUGAUUGUGAUGAAAGCAGUUCAAGAUGGGGAUUUAGAACUAGUGUUCAAGGUACUAGAACUGAAGAUCUAAUGAGAUUCUUUACUAAAGCGUGUUAUCAAGGAUUUGAUGACAGUAAAACGGGAUUUUAUACGGUGUAUAGAAAGUUAUUUGAAAAAUUAGCGGAGGAAGAAGAUGAUGCUUAUUCUCAUGAUCGUGGUGAAGAUGCUGGCGAUUUUCACCCAUAUCCAUCAUUUGGUGAUAGCACUACACCAAUUGACUUAAAUGACUCGAAAGAUGGGAAUCCGAUUAAAAAUUUUUAUACUUCAUGGUUAAAUUUCUCCACCCAGAAAAGUUUUAAAUGGUUUGAUAAAUAUAAAUUAUCGGAGGCACCUGAUCGAAUUUUAAAGCGAAGAAUGAAAAGUGAAAAUAAAAAAUCGCGAGAUGCUGCUCGUAAAGAAUACAACGACACCGUGAGGGAAUUGGUUGAAUACGUGAAGAAGAGAGAUCCACGUUACAAAGAGAUUACAGCACUCGCGGAAUUAAAAAGAGAGGCAAAGGUUGCAGAAGCUAAAUCAAAAGCCGCGCGUGAACGCGCAGAACGUAUUGCUAAAUUACGGGAAUAUCAAGAGCAAGACUGGACAAAAAUAGAUGAAGGGGAUGAGGAGGAGGAGGAAGAUUUUGAAGAUGAACCACCAGAUGAUGAAUAUUUUUGCGUGGCAUGUAAUAAAAGUUUCAAAAAUGAAAAUGCGUGGAAAAAUCACGAAAAAAGUAAAAAGCAUAUUAAAAGCGUCGAAUUAUUAAGGGAAGAGAUGUUCGAAGAAGAUGAAGAACUAAUAAGUAAUGUAGAUACAUCAAAAUCUAAUGAUGAUAUUUUUACGUUACAAAAUGGUCAUCAAGAUAUAAAAUUGGACACACAGGACAUUAAAUAUGACGAAGAGGUAGAGAAUGAUUUAUUCUCUCAUGAGAAAGAAUCUAAAAAGAACAAGAAACAAAAGAAGAAACAGAAGACUCCUAAUUGGGGUCAUGCUGAUGAAGAGUUAAAAAUAAAUAUUACGAAAGAAAUUUUUCACAAAAACAGCAUAUCAGAAGAGACACUAAACGAAGAAGAUAAUGAUUUGUCUGAAAUAUUAGAAAGAACAAAGAUAACUUCCCGUGGAGGCUUCGAGUCAGAUGAAGAAUCGGGAGCAACGCCAUACUUCAGGUGAUUCAUUUUUCUUUUUGUAUUCUCAUGAUAUAUUUUUUAUAUUAUAUUUCUAAAAUUUUCCUUCUAUAGAAUAAAUGUAACGUAUGUUCACAGACAUUUCCCACCAGAAAUAAGUUGUUUGACCAUAUCAAGUUGACUAAUCACGCCCUAGCGGAAUCACUUAGUUCAGGUAAAAAGAAAAAGAAAAAAGUAAUGUAACCCAAAAUUUUUUCAAUUAACAACUCAACUAAUAAACAUUUAAAAAGAGCGUCACAUAAAUUAUUUAUGAAAUUCUCGAACCUUAAUUUUCAAUUAGAAUGCUCGUUCAUAGAUAAAUAUAAAUUUAUGAAGAAACCAUUUUCCGUUUUUUUUAAGAUUAGUGAAACAUGAGACGGGCGUAUAAUAAUAAAUAAACUGGAUUUACCCGAAAACGGAAAAAAUUUCGAAUUUUCUUACAAUA
Molecule: messenger RNA, 2023 nt
Organism: Rhizophagus irregularis DAOM 181602=DAOM 197198
Lineage: Eukaryota; Fungi; Glomeromycota; Glomeromycetes; Glomerales; Glomeraceae
Source: RefSeq, a predicted model, not a curated record